GAACUAAAAUUAGAACUAGGCUGACAUUACAUUUCACUUGGUUACAGCUGACUGGGGAUUUUAAUCAUUUGGAGCCACAUUGAAAAAAAAAUCCCCCUGCAAUCUACUUUUAGCUGAUAGUCAUUAACUUUGGUUAUGUGAACUUCAGUGUCCACCGAUAUUGGUCCUUUCUGAAAUGGCAUCUAUGAUUCAGCUAUUCAAAACUUAAUGAAGUUGGUGACUCUAUGACAAUGUGGAGGAAUCAUGACUGAAAAUGUGGUUUGUACUGGGGCUGUCAAUGCUGUAAAGGAAGUUUGGGAAGAAAGAAUAAAGAAACACAAUGAAGACCUGAAGCGAGAGAAGGAAUUUCAACGCAAGCUAGUGCGAAUCUGGGAAGAACGAGUAAGCUUAACUAAGCUAAGAGAAAAGGUCACCAGGGAAGAUGGAAGAGUCAUUUUGAAGAUAGAAAAAGAGGAAUGGAAGACCCUUCCUUCUUCUCUGCUGAAACUGAAUCAACUACAGGAAUGGCAAGUUCAUAGAACUGGUUUGCUGAAAAUUCCUGAAUUCAUUGGAAGAUUCCAGAACCUCAUUGUCUUAGACUUAUCUCGAAACACAAUUUCAGAGAUACCUCCAGGGAUUGGACUGCUUACCAGACUUCAGGAACUGAUUCUUAGCUACAACAAAAUCAAGACUGUCCCCAAGGAACUAAGUAAUUGUGCCAGCUUGGAGAAACUAGAACUGGCCGUUAACAGAGAUAUAUGUGAUCUUCCACAAGAGCUCAGCAAUCUGCUAAAACUUACUCACCUUGAUCUGAGUAUGAACCAUUUUACUACAAUUCCUCUUGCUGUGUUGAACAUGCCUGCCCUUGAGUGGCUGGACAUGGGAAGCAACAAACUUGAACAACUUCCUGAUACUAUAGAAAGAAUGCAAAAUCUACAUACGUUAUGGCUGCAACGAAAUGAUAUAACAUGCUUGCCUGAAACAAUCAGCAAUAUGAAAAAUCUGGGUACUCUUGUUCUCAGCAACAAUAAACUGCAAGAUAUUCCAGUAUGCAUGGAAGAAAUGGCAACUCUGAGGUUUGUCAACUUCAGAGACAACCCACUGAAAUUGGAAGUAUCACUUCCACCCAAUGAAGGCACAGAUGAAGAAGAGGAACGGGAAUUAUUUGGUCUUCAGUUUAUGCACACAUACAUACAGGAGUCACGGAGAAGAGCAGAUCACCAAGUCAUCUGUUCAACUACUUUACCAAUCUCCAUAAAUACGGAUGGGUAAUAUAAUUCAAGAUGCCCUUCUAAAGAGGAUUACUUUGGUGAAUUCUCUAAUGUUUGGACUUUUGCAGUAAAAAGAAAAGCUAUUACCAAAGUUUAAUGAGGCCACAGCAUUUUUUAAAGUUCAUAUUAUCUGCUAUUUAAAGUAUAUAUUUUGAAUAUAAAAAUAUAAUUAAAAAAUUUUUUUUGGUGGAAGACAGAUGAUGCUCCUAUUUCUUUUCCAUUAGGCAGUUGUUUCUGGUGAUGAAGAAUGAUUUGGUAAAGCGGUUAACAAAACAUUUUCCAAAGACACCAGAGGGUCUGUAUAGUAUUGCAAAGCAGGACUGAAUCCCUUCUGCUGUAAAUACUGGAUUCGACCUUGGUCAAUCAGCAAUUUACAAAGAUGCCCUAUUUUCUUCUUUUCUUCAAUACUAAGAAGCCUAAAUUGAAUAAACACACACAAAACAUUGUUACAAUUUUGCAAAAGUUUAUAAAAAAUUAUUUUUGUCACUUCUAUUUAUUGAGAGACUGUUAACUAACCCAUUUAUUUAUGAUCACAAUAAGAGACAUUUAUAUUUUAGCUUAUUCUAAAAUUAGAUGAUAAAAUACAUUUUCAUGAAUUGUUGAUAAUAGUCGUCCAAAAAUAAAGUACAGUAAUAAUACAA
Messenger RNA from Cebus imitator (Panamanian white-faced capuchin), 1891 nucleotides. RefSeq names its product leucine rich repeat containing 39 (gene LRRC39). The record is from RefSeq and is a predicted model, not a curated record. The coding region runs from base 244 to 1251 and encodes 335 amino acids. Gene Ontology annotation, molecular function: protein binding. Lineage: Eukaryota; Metazoa; Chordata; Mammalia; Primates; Cebidae. The transcript is spliced from 9 exons.